Molecule: messenger RNA, 3216 nt
Organism: Thamnophis elegans (Western terrestrial garter snake)
Lineage: Eukaryota; Metazoa; Chordata; Lepidosauria; Squamata; Natricidae
Exons: 14
Coding region: 271-2193 (640 amino acids)
Biological process (GO): telomere maintenance via telomerase; telomere capping
Cellular component (GO): chromosome, telomeric region; telomerase holoenzyme complex; shelterin complex
Molecular function (GO): telomeric repeat DNA binding
Source: RefSeq, a predicted model, not a curated record
AGGCAGGCGUGCGCAGGCCUUCGCAGUUGGCGGCCGUUGAACCGAACGGGGCUCUGCGUGCGCCUUUGUUGCCUUUCGGCCGCCUGGCUUGCCAUUUGCAAAAACGAGGCGCGCAAAAGGCUCCUCCCGCCACCGCCUUCGCCUUGCCCUCCCGAGAGCGGGCUGGCUUUGUCGAAAGGAGGAGCCCCGGCUGUGACGCUGAGACGAGGCUUCUCCAGUCGUAGCAAGGAAGACGGGGACGGCCUGGGGCCGCCUUAAGCCGCCAUCCGCAUGGAUCAGGGCCAGGAGGUGCCGUAUGAUUUGCGCCGAAGGAAUGCUCCGCGACGCGGGCAGCCCGGCAGCUCAGACCCUGAUAGCCUGGCCAGCAAGAACAGACCCGAUUUAUCGUAUAUAGACCCUUGGAUUGUGACUCUUCUGUUGGAGUACAAAGAAUCUGUAAUCAAAACAGAUGCCCAGCUUGGACAUGUCCUGAAGGUUUUGAACGAGCCAAGGGUUUACCAAGAUGCUGACCAGGAACCAGAAACAAUCCUACAUAUUGGAGAUGGACUUCACUAUAUUGAAGUGGUGGUUGCAGGCGAAGCAACUAAAAUGACAGAACAAUCUAUGGCUCAGUCUGGAUUAUCUGGUAUUGUUGACCAGUUCAUCAUCUUGCAGAAUUAUAGAGUCAACUUUAAAAGAGCAACUAAAAUGGAAGAUUGUCGAUUUUAUCUCAUCCUUGAGUGUUUCCAGGUCAUGGCCAUGAAGAGAGAGGGGGAAAAAGUGCAAAAUUGCAAUCAGGAGCUGUCAGUCAUACAAAAGAUAAAGGACCUAUGGCAGAAAGGUUUUGCGACGCAGAUGUGGUUCAACUCAGGACAAGAAUCACAAACGGUUUCCCAAGUAUUGAAAGAUAUAAACCAUGAUCAGCUGAACAAUUUGAAACAAAAUGCUAAGGAUUGUCUCAACUUAUUAGGCACCAGCCAACUGUUGGACUCUGCGCAAGUGGCCAUGUAUUCAGACACUAAGUGGCAACUGGAACGGAAACAAAAUAAGAUGCACCAAGAUACCUUCACAGUUCCUGCUGAAUACCUGGUAAUCAGUGCAGAAAAUGAGGCAUCACUUUCCCAGUCCUACAUAUCAAGUAAUCCUCAAGCUGUUCCUGAAGAUGAUGAAAACGUUCAAGAAGAUGAUGAGAGCACUGUAUCGUUUUUCAGUGCAGAUUCUGCAAGCUUGGAUGGUUCUUUAGAAAACCCCUGGGAUGCGGUCCCUGGGAUAACCUUGAGCGCCUCCAGUGAAGCUUCUGGCACAUCCCACGGCCUUCCCCAGAUGCAGCAAAUGCUUUUGGCCAGUCCUGCUGAGGAAGCAAACCCAGACUCCAACAUUUCACAUUUCCUGGAGCCUCGUGAUUAUAUGUUUUGCCCUAGGUCUUAUCCCGCCCCACCACCGGACUGUCCGUCACUGUUUCAUUAUCAGAGCAUGGAAUUUCUCAUCGAACCGGCCAAUCCGACACCUGACCUGGUGACGUCAACCACAUCAGGCCAGGCCAGGGAAUUGGCAGACAGCCUUCCUUGUGGGCAGCUGUUAAAUAAAUCCCCCCUUCAUAAUUCUGGGUUUCCUUUUUCUCCUGUUCGUCAUUCCAACGAGGACGACUUCUCCUUAGAGCCGGUGUCUGAAAAUAGGGAAGAUUGUCUGUCCUUUGCCCACAGAGCUAAAGGGAUGGCAAUUAGGUCGAAAUACUUUGAAAUGGAGCAAGACACAUCAGCUCAAACGAUACGGCUGUCAAAUAAAGGAGGACCUUCCAAAACGCCCAGUUGUAGUGGUAACAAUCUGGAAGAUGGAGGGCAUUGCUUUACUGAGACUAUUACAAAAACUAGUACUCCAAAUAGGAGAUGUACAAAUCAGUACUUUGCCUUGAAAUUUUCACGCAUCCCCAAGAAAAGGCGGUUGGAGGAGUUUCUGCAUGAGCAGUUGCAGCUAUCUGCCAGUUGUAUAGAGAGACAUCUGGAAAAAAGAAGCGAGCAGGAACCAACAGGAAUUGUCACCAGGCAAUCAAAGCAAACUGGAGUUCAACAAAAGGAGAAUGAGGAAGGAGACAGUAUUAACCAUCUACAUAACCCAUCUACAUCAGAACUCUGCUCUCAAGUGCUGUCUGCAAGGAUCUCGAGAACGUUACUGGAAUGGGCACGCUGGGUUUUCAACAACUCCGAGAAGCAAUAAACUUCCCAAAGCUUUUUUGAUCUCAGGCUGAGUUACCUAGACAUUUUUGUUAUUGUUAAACUGUUUGGUGUUUUUUUGUUGUUGUUGUUGUUAAUUCUGUUUUUCUGAAGAUAAGAUAUGUUGUUCCGAUUUCACAUGCAGAAAAGGAAGGAUCCCAUCACCUUUUCAUCUGAUUGGAUGUCUCCAGCAAAGAUUGCUUUGAUUUUUUGAUAAUGAAGAUGUGCCACCUGCUAAGUUAUGGGGAAGCUGUGUUUUUUUACAGUUGGUUAUAAAUACAAUGCAAAGAAAUUUAGCCUUUAAAAGCUGACAUAUGGAAACUACAGUUCCUAAGCUGGUGUGCUUGCUGGCAUGCAAAACCUGUAAAUGUAUCUGCAAUAAGGGAUUUACAGGUAUUUUAAGGAGUAUAUCCAGUUUUGAAGUUAGAGAGGAUCUGUAGCCUACGUGCCUUUAGAGCUGGUCCAUUUUGCUCCCUUAAGAGACUUACACUUUAGAUAGAGAAAUUUAUUCUGUGUUACAUGUUGCACAAUUCACUUGCACCUUAAAUUUCAGGAGUUUGUCCAGAGUUAAAUCCACAAAGCAUCAGCACGUAGCUAGAACCACAUGGUGGUUUUCAAUGCAGUGAAGUCUAGAAUACAACAUUUCAUUCAUGGGUCUCCUUCCAGUCUGGUUUGUUGUAGUGAGUGAGAUUCCAGUAGUAAGCCUACAAACUAUGACGACAAAUAACUCUCUGAUGUUAUUCUCCAGCGACAGAAUUUAUAUCCUCAUGCUUCUAAAGUGGCAAGUUCCAGUACAGGUUAUGCUUGAUACUCAUGAAUCUCUCUUAUCUCUGUUACAACAUGAAGAAAUGGAAGUAAUUGCUUCUUGUAGCCUUCAUAGUUUAGAAUUUUAUAAAGAACUUUCUUUGUCUGUUGUCAGUCUGCUAUCCAUUUCGUUAGAUAACUAUGCAGGAAAGCAAUACUAAAAUUUGUAGAGCAUUGCAGGAGACACACAUAUGCUGUGUGUCAUUAAGGUAACUUGAGGGUC